AUGUCGAAACAGUCUAGGAUGAGUGAUGUCAGUGAUCUUAAUUCUGACGACGAUCAUUCAUACAACGAGCAUGUCCAACCAGUCGAAUACCGUGGGAAAAGUCCCCGAAGACCAUCACUAGCACGAAGAGUCUCAACCGCAGUAGACAGCUUCUUUACGGAUGACGACGACGACAAUGAUGGUGAUAGCCAACUACACAUGGACGACGAUGAGUUCCUUGCUGAUCAUUUCUUUGGCACACGGCAAUUGACGAAUUCCUUACGAAGAACCAGAACCGAACUGACAUUCUCGGAGAUGGAAUUGGAAGAGUUUCCCCAAAUGUACCAUGGUGUAACUGAACAAACUGUCGCCCCAGAGGAGAUCCCCAACUUAACGCUACCUCCUUUAGAAAGAAGGAGAAGCACAGUAGUGACUGCCAUUCAAGCGGUUACAAAGAAGUUCAAUUUCUGGGAUAAAGAGUAUCAUGCCGAUCGUAUUCAGAUUGCCUUGAAGUUCUUGGAUAACUAUUUAUAUUUGGUGGUAGGCUUCACCAUAGCCUUGUGUAUUUACUGGGGGUCAUACUACGAUCGUACGGCCCAUUACAAACGGUUAAAGUUUGCCGUUAUUAUAGCAGACCACGCCGUGGCGUCGUUGCCGAAUAUCUUGGGUGAGACCGUUGAAGCUUACUUUACCCAAGUUCCUGCUAUUCAACAGCUUGGCCAUUUCGAUAUUUGGGAUUUCAAUAGAAUAAGCACAUUGGCAGAUAGUCACAACAAUACCAUAACUGAGGAAGUGUAUCGACAAAUACACCAUCAGAAAUACUGGGGAGCAUUCUAUGUCCAUGAAAAUGCCACCCUCCAAUGGGCACAAGCCUUGGCGGAAGCAUCUACAAGCUUCGACCCAUCUACUUCGUUAAUGGAAGUGGUUUACGAAACCGGCCGUGACUUUAAUGCCGUGCAAAACUCAAUCAUCACCGUGAUACAAACCAUGAUCCGCGGAUUCUACACGUUCCUCCCCAACACCAACCUCGUCAGCAACAUGCUCGAAACUGUUAACUCCACUCAGGCAGCUACCGUCUUGAGCCAAUCGCCACAAUUGAUCGCCACUAUGCCGACAUUCUUUAUCACUGACCUCAUACCAGUGAACAAUCUCGUAUUCCAAGCGCCCCUCCAGAUUGGGCUCAUCUACAUUGUCAUCUUCACAUUCUUCCAGUUUAUCUUCUCCAUCAAGAUCCACAUGUACAUUGCCCUGAAGAUCAAGGGAUUCCAGUAUGUAGUAUACCGAAUGAUAUCGGCACAAGUGGCAUACCUCAUUCUUUCCUUGGCCUAUGUCGUGCUUAACACUGCGUUUGGUCUCAAAUAUUCCACUGCAUUUGGUCAUGCCGGGUUCCUUGUCAUUUGGAUGUUUGCAUUCUUGACCAUGGCGUCGUUAGGUUCCAUUAUCGAACUUAUUGUGUUGUUUCUUGUCGCCGUCAAGCCGGUGCUUAUGGGGUUCCUCCUUUUGUUUGUGGCCGUAACCAACAUCAGUCCCGUGGUUUCACCUAUUGUGCUAUGUCCCACGUUUUAUCGAUAUGGGUACGCUAUGCCCGUACGUAAUUCGUACGAGUUAAUGCAUGUGGCGUAUUUCGACAGUUGGAAGGGACACAUGGGGCGAAACAUUGGGAUCUUGCUCGUGUGGAUCGUGCUCAGUAAUGCUGCCAUGCCGUUUGUCAUGAAGUGGUUGGCUAAGAAGAAGGCCAAGAUGGAUGCCCAGGCUGCUUCCAAGGCCGACGCCAAGUAG
Spathaspora passalidarum NRRL Y-27907 is the source of this 1758-nucleotide messenger RNA. RefSeq names its product Sng3p (gene SNG3). The coding region runs from base 1 to 1758 and encodes 585 amino acids. The record is from RefSeq and is a predicted model, not a curated record. NCBI's taxonomy places the organism in Eukaryota, Fungi, Ascomycota, Pichiomycetes, Serinales, Debaryomycetaceae. Gene Ontology annotation, cellular component: membrane. The transcript has a single exon.